AUGUCUUCCAUCAAGAGCAUCUUCGCCAUCGGCCUCUUGGCCACUGCCGACAUUGUUGCCGGCCAUGCUGCCAUCAUCGGCGCCACUGGUGAUGCCGGCGGACAGGGCAUGGCCCUUGGAAUCGACUCCAGCACCCCCCGUGAUGGAACACGUCGUGAUCCCUUCCAGGCUGACAGCACUCGCUUCAAGGGAGAGGCUGCGGAUACCUUCGGCGAGACAGUUGGAGCCGGCACCAACAACCUUGAGACCGGCACCAAGGCCAUGAUGGCCGAGACCGGCACCAUGCUCCCCCAGAUCUCCGCCGGCGGCUCCGUCGACAUGACCCUGCACCAGGUCAACGGUGACGGUGGUGGCCCCUACGACUGCAUGAUCAACGCCGAUGCCACCGGAGCGUCGUGGACCAACAUCAACGUUGUCACCACUCCCCCGGGCCAGAACUCCCGUAACCGUGACGGUGCCAUGACCGAUUUCCCCCUCAAGGCUGCCAUCCCCGCCGAUCAGGCUUGCACUGGUACCGUCGCUGGCCAGAGCAAUGUCUGCUUGGUUCGUUGCCAGAACGCUGCCCGUGCCGGUCCCUUUGGCGGUAUUGUUCCUGUCCAGAUGGCUGGCACCACCACGCCCGCCGCUGCCCGCCGCAACUUGAUGCUCGCCGUCAAGCGCUCCGAUGAGCUUCUCAACAAGAUGAUCAAGCGUGCUCAGACCCCCUCCGCCGCACCCGAGGACGACGCCGCCUAUCUGGCCGAGCUCCGCGCCGACGGCGAGGAGAUCUAA
Colletotrichum abscissum is the source of this 771-nucleotide messenger RNA. RefSeq lists its product as uncharacterized. The transcript is spliced from 2 exons. The record is from RefSeq and is a predicted model, not a curated record. Bases 1 to 771 code for a protein of 256 amino acids. Lineage: Eukaryota; Fungi; Ascomycota; Sordariomycetes; Glomerellales; Glomerellaceae.